Molecule: messenger RNA, 678 nt
Organism: Geodia barretti
Lineage: Eukaryota; Metazoa; Porifera; Demospongiae; Tetractinellida; Geodiidae
Source: the annotation of a GenBank genome assembly
GCUGCGGCUGAUCGCCGCCCAUGCCGCGAAUGCAGGACCUCAGAUAAUCGCCCGAUCGCAUCCGAAUCGCCGCCCACCUUGUCUGGAGAUACCGCCGCGAUGCUGGCACAGCCGCAAAGUGAACUGCGCUUGCAGCGUCCCUUCGUGAUUUGGCUCACGGGAUUGUCCGGAGCCGGCAAAAGCACGCUGGCCGGUUGGGUUUCCGCCGAGCUACGCCAAAAAGGAUUCGGCACCUACAUACUCGAUGGCGACGAUCUCCGGCACGGGCUGAACAACGACCUGGGAUUUAGCGCCGCUGAUCGGAAGGAGAACGUGCGUCGGCUCGCUCACGUUGCAACCCUUAUGUACGACGCGGGUCUCAUUAUCCUCGUGGCCUGUAUUUCCCCAUUCCAGUCCGAACGCGACUUUGCCCGUGGUAUGUUGCCGUGCGGCAGGUUCGUGGAGGUGUUUGUGGACACUCCGCUGUCGCUAUGCGAGAAACGGGAUACCAAGGGGUUGUACCGCCGGGCGCGCGCCGGAGAAAUCUCCGAAUUUACCGGCAUCGACUCUCCCUACGAACGCCCCGUCGACGCGGAAAUCAUCGUUGACACCACCGGCCGUUCGGUCUCCGACUCCGGUUCCGAAGUACUCGAUUUCUUGAUCCAAAGGCAGCUGUUGAAGUGGCCGGUUCACGGGUGA